Molecule: messenger RNA, 5547 nt
Organism: Callithrix jacchus (white-tufted-ear marmoset)
Lineage: Eukaryota; Metazoa; Chordata; Mammalia; Primates; Cebidae
Product: E3 ubiquitin-protein ligase RNF216
Molecular function (GO): zinc ion binding
Source: RefSeq, a predicted model, not a curated record
GCUGUGGCGACGGAGCUCACAGCUGCCGCUUCUGAGGAGUAAGCGCCGCGGCAGCGAAGGCCGCCGAGCCCGCCUGGCUAGCCGGGGAGUUGAGUGGCGAGAUGAUUCUGAGGAUGACUACGGUGAAUUUCUGGAUCUUGGGCCUCCUGGAGUCUCUGAAUUCACUAAGCCAAGUGUCCAAACAGAUAGAGAACCCAAUCCUGGACCGAGUCGUAACCAAGCAGCAAAUGACAUUGUCAGCCCCAGAUCAGAGCAGAAAGUAGUCAUCUUGGAAGAAGGUAGCCUUCUUUACACAGAAAGCGAUACUUUGGAAACUCAGAACCAGUCAUCCGAAGACUCAGAAACAGAGCUGUUAUCAAAUCUGGGAGAGUCAUCUGCUCUGGCAGAUGAUCAGGCCAUCGAAGAAGACUGCUGGCUAGAUCAUCCUUACUUCCAGUCUCUGAACCAACAGCCCCGUGAGAUAACAAACCAGGUUGUUCCUCAGAAACGGCAGCCUGAAGCAGAGUUGGCCCGCUUGUUGUUUCAACAUGAAUUCCCCGGGCCAGCUUUUCCAAGGCCAGAACCCCAGCAAGGUGGGAUUUCAGGCCCCUCUUCUCCUCAGCCUGCCCAUCCUCUAGGAGAGUUUGAAGACCAACAGUUAGCAAUUGAUGAUGAAGAGGCAGGUCCAGCCUUUCCAAUGCAAGAAUCUCAAGAGCCGAAUUUGGAAAACAUCUGGGGCCAAGAGGCUACAGAGGUAGAUCAAGAACUUGUUGCACUAUUAGUGAAGGAAACGGAAGCAAGAUUUCCAGAUGUAGCAAAUGGGUUUAUUGAGGAGAUAAUUCAUUUGAAGAAUUAUUAUGAUCUGAACGUACUUUGUAAUUUUCUUCUGGAAAAUCCAGAUUAUCCAAAGAGAGAAGAUAGAAUCAUUAUAAAUCCCAGUAGCAGUCUGCUGGCCAGCCAAGAUGAGACAAAGUUGCCUAAAAUAGACUUUUUUGACUAUUCUAAGUUGACUCCUCUAGACCAGCGCUGCUUCAUCCAAGCUGCUGACCUCCUCAUGGCCGACUUCAAAAUGCUCAGUAGUCAGGACAUUAAGUGGGCCCUGCACGAGCUUAAAGGACACUAUGCCAUCACCCGAAAGGCCUUUUCCGAUGCCAUUAAAAAAUGGCAGGAGCUAUCACCAGAAACCAGUGGAAAAAGGAAGAAGAGAAAAGAAAUGAAUCAGUAUUCUUACAUCGAUUUCAAGUUUGAACAAGGUGACAUAAAAAUAGAAAAGAGGAUGUUCUUUCUGGAAAAUAAGCGGCGACAUUGUAGGUCCUAUGACCGGCGUGCUCUUCUUCCAGCUGUGCAACAAGAGCAGGAGUUCUAUGAGCAGAAAAUCAAAGAGAUGGCAGAGCAUGAAGACUUUUUGCUUGCCCUGCAGAUGAAUGAAGAACAGUAUCAAAAGGACGGCCAGCUAAUUGAGUGCCGCUGCUGCUAUGGGGAAUUUCCAUUUGAGGAGCUGACUCAGUGUGCAGAUGCUCACUUGUUCUGCAAAGAGUGUCUCAUCAGAUAUGCCCAAGAGGCAGUCUUUGGAUCUGGAAAGUCGGAGCUCAGCUGCAUGGAAGGCAGCUGCACGUGUUCGUUCCCAACCAGUGAGCUGGAGAAGGUGCUCCCCCAGACCAUCCUAUAUAAGUACUAUGAGCGAAAAGCUGAGGAGGAGGUUGCAGCAGCCUACGCUGAUGAGCUUGUCAGGUGCCCCUCCUGUAGCUUUCCUGCUCUGUUGGACAGUGAUGUGAAGAGGUUCAGCUGUCCAAAUCCUCGCUGCCGAAAGGAAACCUGUAGGAAGUGUCAGGGACUCUGGAAAGAACAUAAUGGCCUCACCUGUGAAGAGCUGGCUGAAAAAGAUGACAUCAAGUACCGUACCUCUAUUGAAGAAAAAAUGACUGCUGCCCGCAUUAGAAAAUGCCACAAGUGUGGGACUGGCCUCAUCAAAUCUGAAGGCUGCAACCGCAUGUCUUGCCGCUGUGGUGCCCAGAUGUGCUACCUCUGUCGAGUUUCUAUCAAUGGAUAUGACCAUUUCUGCCAGCACCCCCGCUCUCCAGGAGCCCCUUGCCAGGAGUGUUCAAGAUGCUCUCUCUGGACUGACCCCACUGAAGAUGAUGAGAAGCUUAUUGAGGAAAUCCAGAAGGAAGCUGAAGAAGAACAGAAAAGAAAGAAUGGAGAGAACACCUUCAAACGAAUCGGACCUCCACUGGAGAAGCCCAUGGAGAAGGUACAGAGGGUGGAGGUCCUCCCGAGGCCUGUCCCACAGAACCUGCCGCAGCCACAGAUGCCACCCUAUGCCUUUGUGCACCCACCCUUCCCCCUGCCGCCCGUGCGGCCCGUGUUCAACAAUUUCCCACUCAACAUGGGACCCAUCCCAGCCCCAUACGUGCCCCCGCUGCCCAAUGUGCGGGUCAACUAUGACUUUGGUCCCGUCCACAUGCCCCUGGAACACAACCUGCCCAUGCACUUUGGCCCCCAGCCACGGCAUCGCUUCUAAUGGCCCGGAACCCCCACUGAGCAGCACAGAGCCCAUUUGGGGUGGGGGUGUGGGAUGGAGAACACUCCCCUCCCCCAAGGCUGGUGGCUGUGCCAUUGCUUCCUAAGUCAGGUUGAAGGGUAGGCUGGUUUUCUUCCCACCUUUCCUAGAAGGGCCACUGCUCCUGGAAGAGUGACCACAGCUGGUGGCCCUCUGGGGGGGCCUGCAUGGGAUAGGUCUGGCUCCCACUCGGCAGAGUCAAAAGGGCCUCGAAGCCCUUCUUUGAAGAGUUCUGCCGGUGGCCCUGGCUGCUGUGUCACUCCAGUCCCUGCAGAAAGAGACCAAGAGGAAAUAUUUUGCCUCCAUUCACUUUUUCCCCUAGCAAACACCAGGGAAAAAACCUCUCAGAAUUAAAACCACAUGAGCCUUCCUUAUAUAGCACAGACAGAUCCAUAAUAAAGAUGAAAAUGGUGGAGUUCAUAGAGAACUGUGAUGUGAACUGCCCCUCCUUUCCCCCGAGGCCACCAGGGGCGGCCCUUCUGCCUUAUCCCUUUAUCCAUGGUAUAGGCCAGGGCAGGCUGCAGUGCCCCUGCUGCUCACACCUGGGCCUCUCCUUGGAGCCAACCCCUGGGGAGUAAGGCAGCUCCAAGGAGCCAUUUCCCUGGAGGUCCUCAUAGGGGCUCCAGGUUGGGCAGAAGGAGCUGUGCCCACGGGCCUGGGAAGCAUUGCUCAGGGUGGGGGCUGGCACCAUGGCCUACAGAGGCACUGCCACAGCCAUAAGGGCCAAGAUGCUUCCCCCUAUCCAGAGCCCAUGCGCCACUACAGUGAGCAUUGAGGGUACCUCUCCUCUCUCUUCAUAUAGCCUACUCAGAUCAGGCAGCAACAAACCCAUCUUGUGCCAUGGGUUUUGUUCUAUUGCUAUCUAAGUUUCUCUUCCUCAGUCUCUGGAAAGUCAGGCUGAGAAAUCCUUACCCAAGCUAGUCCAUUGCAGCAUGCUGGAUGGUUCUGAAGCUGGCGCAUCAAAAGAUCCUCUUGGGGUAGCUGGGACAGAGACCUGGUGGUCCUGCCAGGCAGCCCAACUGCUGGGGAAGACAUUUCUGCCACCCUGGGUGAUGAGCAGCUUUUCCCCUAUGGUUUUCUGGGGGAGGAGUGGGCCUUUUUAGGGGGACAGGUGACCCUGGGUGCCACCCCUGCCUGGCAUGAGCCCCUGUGUGUUCUCAAGUGCUUAGUGAAGGCAGGUAGACGGUGCUGUCUGGUACCCCCCAUAUGAGGGCCACUUCCCUUCUCAUGCAGUCAGCUGAGCAUCAGCUCAGCCCUGCCAUGUCCCUACUCAUUCUUGCCUCCUGUCCAGCCCCGGGUUUCUAGCUGUGCCUGAGGCAUCAGUCUGGCCCAUUGGCAGAUAAGAGACCUGAAGCUUUCCUGGCCACAGGUGUCACUAUCUCCUUCUCUUCUUGGUCUACCAUAUUCUUGUGUUGCCAUGGGGUUCCGAGAGGUUUGGAGUUCACAGACCUCAGACAGGGCUGACCCCGACAGCCAUUAGGGUGGGGCUGCUUCAGCCUCUGGAGCAGCCCUCCAUCGUCCUACAGCAGGGCUGCCACACCCAAGGUCUGGAGGGCAUCAUCAUUCACUGUCAUUGGCUUCUCAGAUGUAUUUCAAGUACUAAAGUGGAUUUAAAAAGAUCUAAGAUGGCCAGGCUUGGUGGCUCAUGCCUGUAAUCCCAGCACUUUGGGAGGCCGAGGAGGGCGGAUCACCUGAGAUAGGGAGUUUGAGACCAGCCUGACCAAACAUGGUGAAACCCUGUCUCUACUAAAAAUACAAAAGUAGCCGGGCGUGGUAGCGCAUGCCUAUAAUCCCAGCUACUUAGGAGUCUGGGGCAGGAGAAUCCCUUGAACCCAGAAGGUGGAGGUUGCAGUGAGCUGAGAUCUCGCCAUUGCACUCCAGCCUGGGUGACGAGAGCGAAACUCUGUUUCAAAGAAGAUCUAAGAUACUCAUUCUUUCUGCCUUUUCCCAAGAUGGAGGCUUUGAAGACAGCUGAUCACCUGGGCAUGGGGUAAGCGUGCGCUGGGAUGCCAGACUUGGGGGGCAGCCUAAUGCUAUGUCCUUGCCGGCUCCCCUACCUGUUGGGCUACCCCAACUUUGCUACUAGCCUGAAUGACAGUGCCUUGGAAAGGCGGGCUCCACAAAGCUGCAGCAGGAUUGUCUUCAGUAUCUUAAACGUGCUCCCUGUGCUUGCCCCUGGGAGGGUCUCUGGGAGCAGAGGGAGGCUGCAGACAUCCUAGCUGAAGCGUAGGUGACCUCAGGCCCCAGGAGCUUCAGCUCCUUCUGUCCUGCACACCAGGCAUGUGGCCCCAGCAAGUGGCCCAGGCAGGACAAAGGGAGCAGGCAGCAGCUGCAGGAACAGCCCCAGACAGGUGCUGGCCCCAACCCUGGCAGGGAACAGGGAGCCCAGAGUGAUGUUUCUCCUAAGGCCAAAUCCCAGGGCAUCUCUUUUUAGAAGAGCUCCAGCUGUUUCUGGUCACACUGUGCUGGUAUUGAAGGAGUUGCUGCCUUUUUCCUUGUAGGGCCCUGAUUCCUGAGGAUUCUCCCCAAGCCAGGCACAGGGGGUUGCAGGGCUGCCAUGAGCACCCACCUUAGACCUCAGGCUCCUGCCUGCACCAAUGAUAGGGCCGGGGAGAGAAGCACUGGGGGACUUCUGAUCAGCCAGCAAGGUCCAUUCCAGUGCCCAGAGGUCAGACCACAGGCAACCCUGAGGCAGCUGGGGCACCUCCUCUCUGCCCUGCAGGGCUUGCCCCAGGGCGCAAGGCUCCCCAGCCAAAGCCCCUUCUUACUUGCCUUAAAACUGGAGAGAGGAAUCUAGUAUUUGCACUUAGCAAAAUAUUUAAAAACUGAAAAAAUUGUGCAUGAUCUGUCACUUUGUAUAAAAAUAGAAAAAUGAUUAAGUAGUUAAACCUUUUUCUUUACCUUCUGGCAGUAAAAAUAGAUAAAAUAAUUUGUUCAUACUACUGUGUGUAAAAAGCCUGUAUCAUAUGUAACUGGGACUUUUUGUAAAUAAAUGUUUGUGCACUCUG